Nestor notabilis (Kea) is the source of this 3150-nucleotide messenger RNA. It is a transcript of the gene PLEKHM1, whose product is annotated as pleckstrin homology domain containing, family M (with RUN domain) member 1. The transcript has 11 exons. The record is from RefSeq and is a predicted model, not a curated record. Bases 1 to 3150 code for a protein of 1049 amino acids. NCBI's taxonomy places the organism in Eukaryota, Metazoa, Chordata, Aves, Psittaciformes, Psittacidae.
AUGCAUUCGAGCCACGCCGAUGACCCCAAGGAAGCCAUACAGCUGAUCAAGAAGCAGCUGGUGAACGCCAUCAAGGCACUGCAGAAGCAGUACGUGACCUCAGAUGCCGUUGUAACCAGCGAUGAUGGGAAUGCCAACACCCUCUGCAGCGCCCUGGAAGCUGUCUUUGUGCACGGGCUGAAGGCAAAGCACAUCAAGACAGAGAGUGGGGGGAAAGGGAAGAAAACAGGGAGCCGGGCACCACUUCCCCAACCGGUCUUCUGGGGUCUGCUGAAGAGCAUCACCCACCGAAAUAUCGUCUCCGAGCUGGAACAACUCAUUUUUAUCAACACGGACGUGGGCCGCUGCCGGGCCUGGCUGCGACUGGCUCUCAACGAUGGCCUCAUGGAGUGUUACUUGAAGCUGCUGCUGCGGGAGAAGUCUCCACUGCCUGAAUACUACCAAAGCACUGCUCUGCUCUUAGAUGCUGAAGAGUGCGAGUUUCUCCUUUGCUACUUGCAGGGUUUAACAUCCUUAACCUUUGAGCUCUCCUAUAAAUCAGCAGUUCUGAAUGAGUGGACUAUCACCCCUCUGUCCCUGUCAGGUCUGUGUCCUGUUUCAGAGCUGCUGGAGCCCCUCACGUCCUCAACAUCCGAACCCCACAGAAAAGCAUCGCUGGGUUCCAUCUCCCAGUCAUCAGGAUCGGAUGAGAUCGAGAUUCAACCCUCUGUCCUCCCCAUCAGCAAAGCCAGCAGCAAAAUUAAGCUCACGUCAUCGUCGUUGAGCCUCAACACCACCAGCUCAUCCCAGCUCUCCUCCAGCCUGGGCUCCGACAGCAUCCUUCCGGCCCACUGUGCCCGCAGCCCUGAGCGAGGUGAGGAGCCGCUGUCCUGCGACUCCGACCUGGGCACGGCCACCGCCGAGGACCUGGACCGGUCACUGCAGGAGGUGCUGUCCGAGUUCAGCAAAGCCAAGCCAAGCCAGGAAGCCCCGGAGGGACAGCCGGUCCCCAGCGUGCUGGGCUGCUCCCCACUGCCACCUGCCUGCCCCACAGCCAUGUCACCCACCCUCCUGGCACUGCCCCAUGGAGUUCACCAGCAGCUACCCCCCACCACGGACAGUCCAGGCUCUGCUGGGAUGGGUGAUGUGGUGACCACUGGUGAUGGAGGUGGAGAUGGAGCGCAGGCAGCCAGUGUUCCAGCCACACGGCGUGGUAGGCCCAGCAGAGAAGAGCCAGGCGGGAGCAGCACAGGCAGCAGCAGUGAGGCAAACCAGGCAGUCUGCAGCCCAACAGCCGAAUACCUCCUUUCCCCACUGCUGGGUUGUCCGAAAAGGAAGAGCUGGAUCUCAGAAGAUGAUUUCUACAGACCUUCCCCAGGAGAAAGCAGUGAAACCACAGCCAACACCAACAGCUUUGGCCCGGAGGGGGCUGGUGAGGGCCCUGCCCCAGGACUCAUCAGUGCUCUUGACUUGGAACGGCUCUCGGUGCCGUCCUCGGAGAGUGGGAAGCCCAAAGCAUCAUCUGAACGGGAGCAAAAGGGCUUCAGCGUGGUGCACCGCAGGCAGAUGGGGCUUUCCAACCCCUUCCGAGGGCUUCUGAAGCUGGGCACCCUGGAGCGGAGAGGAGCCAUGGGGAUAUGGAAGGAGUUUUCCUGCGAGCUGUCACCACUGGAGCUCCGGCUCCUCCUGGACCACGAGGACCGUAUCUGUGUCGAGAGCUACUCCCUGCUGCGGUGCGAGGCGCUGGCGCUGACGCACUCGGACGGGCGGUUUGAGCUGGUGUUCCUGGGGAAGAAGCUCUACCUCCGAGCUCCUUCUCGAGACGAGGCCGAGGACUGGUUGGACAGGAUCCGCGAGGCGCUGCACAAGUGCCGGCCUCAGCUGGAGGAGGAGCAAUGGGAGACACUGGAGUAUCCAGAAGAUGCUGGUGAAGGCCAGCCCGUGCAGAGCGACUCCACUGCUCUUCUCCAGUACAGUGACGUGCCUGCAGACAGCUUUGACUGGACCCCAGCCCAUGAACCAGAGCUAGAUGCAAUAAAAGAGGCUGUUCUGUACGUGGACGUAGACAAAACCUGGGUCCCUUUUAUUUUUUCCCUGUCUCUAGAAACUUUAAAGUGCUUUAAAGUCAGGAACAGUGACAAAAUUUUGAGCAACAGUUAUGGCAUAGAGACCAUCCAGGACAUCCUGCCAGACACAAGCCUUGGAGGACCUGCCUUCUUCAAGGUAAUCACCUCCAAAGCUGUCCUGAAGCUGCAGGCUGAGAAUGCAGAAGAAGCAGCCUCGUGGAGGGAGCUGGUCCGAGCAGUGCUCAUGUCCUACCUGGAGAGUGCAGAGGAGGCUCUGACGCUGGGUGGCAGCUUGGACGGGCACUCCCAAGUUGUCCUGAAGAACAUCGUGAAGGAAAACGGCUUCUUGUUGCAAUACCUGGUGGCCAUCCCCAUGGAGAAGGGCCUGGACUCUCAGAGCUUCAUCUGUGCAGGCUGCUCCAGGCAGAUCGGCUUCUCCUUCGCCAAGCCCAAACUCUGCGCCUUCUCUGGUCUCUACUACUGUGACAGUUGCCACCGGGAUGAUGAGACAGUGAUUCCCUCACGCCUCAUCCACAACUGGGACCUGGCAAAGCGAGGGGUUUGCCAGCAGGCUUUCAAGUUCCUCAGCCAGAUCCGUAACCAGCCACUGAUCGACCUGAAGUUGGUCAACGAGAGCCUCUACGACCACGUGGAGAGGAUGGGACGGAUCCUCCGGAGCAGGGAGCAGCUGAAGCUGCUGGGGGAUUAUCUCAUCAUGUGCCGCAGCGGGGCCCUGAAGGAGCUGAGCAAGCGGCUUGAUCACAGGCACUACCUCUUAGAGUAUCCCCACAAAUACAGCAUCGCUGACCUGAGGCAGAUAGCUGAUGGUGUCUUUGAGACCUUCCUGCAGUCUCUGCUCCAGUUCGCUUCCCACCACGUCUACAACUGCGACCUGUGCACCCAGCGCGGCUUCAUCUGCCAGAUCUGCAACAGCAGCGACAUCAUCUUCCCCUUUGAAUUUGACACUACCACCAGGUGCAGUGAAUGCAAAACCGUUUUCCACCGGGAAUGCCAAGCGAGCGCCAGGUCAUGCCCGCGCUGUGAGCGCCGGCGGAGGUACCAGCGGGAGCUGGAGGCAGAGGCCUGUGCAGAGCCAAGUCUUUAG